AUGUUACGGGGUUUGCUGCUUACUCUCUCUGUAGCUGCUAUUGCUCAUGCUGAGCUCUGCAAGCCAGAUGCUCAGAAUGCUUUCAAAGUACGGCUUAGUAUCAAAACGGCUUUGGGAGAUAAUGCAUAUGCCUGGGAUGCUAAUGAAGAGUACCUCUUCAAAGCAAUGAUAGCUUUUGCAAUGAGAAGAUAUUCCAGCAAGAGCAUGACUCAAAUUUCCAAUGUGUUGCUCUGCAAUGUGACUGACCGGGUGUCCUUUUGGUUCGUGGUCACAGAUUCUUCAAAAAAUGUGACAACUGUUCCUGGAAGUGAGGUAGAAGCAGCCAUCAGGAUGAACCGGAACAGAAUCAACAGUGCCUUCCUAUUGAGCGACAAAACACUGCAGUUUGUGAAGAUAACCUCAACCUUAUCACCUCCUGUGGAACCCUCCACACCUGUCUGGCUUAUUGUAUUUGGUGUUGUUCUUUGUCUUAUUUUGGCUGGAAUUGUUUUCCUCGUUGUUGCAGGGAUUCAUCAACGCAAGAAAAAGAAUAAAAAGUCAACAGAGAGAGAAAAUAUAGAAGAGAAAUGUGAAGUGACAAUAACAGUAGAAAAUGGGAUUCCUUGUGAAGCGCUGGAUUUAAAAGCAGGCCACAUUAAUGGAGUCUUUGCAGCAGAUGAUGAACGGUUCACAUCCUUAUGA
Messenger RNA from Melopsittacus undulatus (budgerigar), 681 nucleotides. RefSeq names its product collectrin, amino acid transport regulator (gene CLTRN). The transcript is spliced from 6 exons. Gene Ontology annotation, cellular component: extracellular exosome; plasma membrane. The record is from RefSeq and is a predicted model, not a curated record. Gene Ontology annotation, biological process: positive regulation of amino acid transport. NCBI's taxonomy places the organism in Eukaryota, Metazoa, Chordata, Aves, Psittaciformes, Psittaculidae. Bases 1 to 681 code for a protein of 226 amino acids.